This is a messenger RNA of Jatropha curcas, 2036 nucleotides long. RefSeq names its product phosphate transporter 4;2 (gene PHT4;2). NCBI's taxonomy places the organism in Eukaryota, Viridiplantae, Streptophyta, Magnoliopsida, Malpighiales, Euphorbiaceae. Gene Ontology annotation, cellular component: plastid. Gene Ontology annotation, molecular function: phosphate transmembrane transporter activity. The record is from RefSeq and is a predicted model, not a curated record. Gene Ontology annotation, biological process: transmembrane transport.
CUUUAGACCAAUUCUUCAGCCCCCUCGUUCUCAGUUCUGAUUUCUUCUGAUUUCUCACUAUCUCACCAACCACAAAAACAACUACUCUAUCGGUUUUAUUUUCCUUUAAUAAACCAAACAAUCUCUCUUCUUUUUCUCUGCGCUUCCCAUGUUGUCAAGCUCAAAAAGGUCUCACGAACCCACAUAAAUCUUUUGUUUUUCUUUUUCCAAUGAUAUUACUCGUAACGUCCCAGCUUCAUAUACCAUUAUCAGUUUGUCGCAAUUAAUGUCUGUUAAGGCAAGCGACUGACGUGCUCUGUUUUUCUCUCCCAUGGCGUCUAAAUCUCUACUACAUUCUUCUUCACCAAACUCUACUCGUUUCUUCAAUUAUCAAUCAAAUUUGAUCAGUAUUAGAAAAACCCAGUUGAGAUUUGAGCCUAGAAUAUUGAGAGAGUCGAUAAAAUGGGAAAACAGAGGCGAGAAAAAGAUGAAACAGAGCAGAGGAUUUUUGGUGGCGUGUACGGCGGAGGGUAUUGAAAGAGGAAUGCUAAUGGGAGGUGAAGGUCGUCAAGUUAGCAUUAUAUCGGAGAGGUAUAAAGUGGUGGCUCUAACGGCGUGUGUCAUGUGCCUUUGUAAUGCUGAUCGCGUGGUUAUGUCUGUCGCUGCGGUUCCUCUUGCUGCAAAAUACGGUUGGUCCAGUUCUUUUCUCGGCAUCGUUCAGUCAUCGUUUCUGUGGGGAUACAUAUUCUCAUCAGUAAUAGGAGGAGCUUUGGUAGACAAAUAUGGAGGAAAAAGAGUAAUGGCAUGGGGUGUAGGGCUAUGGUCUUUGGCUACUCUUCUCACUCCAUGGGCUGCUAACCACUCCACUGCCAGCCUCUUGGCUAUUCGUGCCUUCUUUGGACUCGCAGAGGGUGUGGCCUUGCCUUCCAUGAGCACCCUCUUAUCAAGGUGGUUUCCAAGUCAUGAACGAGCAAGUGCAGUUGGAUUAUCUAUGGCUGGAUUUCAUCUAGGCAAUGUUAUAGGCUUACUUUUAACUCCAAUUAUGUUAUCAACCAUUGGAAUUUCUGGUCCUUUUAUUCUCUUCUCGUCCCUUGGACUACUAUGGUUAUCAUCAUGGGCAAAUGGUGUUACAAGCGAUCCAAGAGAUAGCCCUUUUAUCAGUAAAUCAGAGUUGCGGUUAAUCCAAGCUGGCAAAACCGAUUCUUUGUCAAACAAAGGACAACUUCCACCUAUUCGCCUUCUGUUGUCAAAACUACCAACUUGGGCAAUUAUUUUUGCUAACGUAACUAAUAAUUGGGGGUAUUUUGUUCUUCUCUCGUGGAUGCCUGUCUAUUUCAAGACUGUAUUCAAUGUGAAUUUGAAGCAAGCAGCUUGGUUUAGUGCUAUUCCGUGGGGAACAAUGGCGGUUUCUGGGUACAUUGCAGGAAUAGUAUCAGAUUACUUAAUCAAGGCAGGGUAUAGGCUGACAUUAGUCAGAAAGAUCAUGCAGUCUAUUGGUUUUAUCGGACCUGGGGUGUCAUUGCUUUGCUUAAAUUAUGCCAAGACACCAAUGGCUGCUGCUGUACUUAUGACAGCAGCCCUGAGUUUGAGUUCUUUUAGCCAAGCAGGCUUUCUUCUAAAUAUGCAAGAUAUAGCACCUCAGUAUGCAGGAUUCCUACAUGGGAUUGCAAAUUCAGCAGGUACAUUGGCAGCAAUAAUUAGCACAAUCGGAACAGGUUAUUUUGUUGAAUGGCUGGGAUCCUUUCAAGCAUUUCUGACUGUCACAGCAGGGCUUUAUUUCAUCACAGCAAUCUUUUGGAAUUUGUUUAGCACAGGAGAAAGAGUUUUUUAGACUAGACUAAAUAUUAUUCAUGAAGCUGCUAAACUGGUAAAAACAAGAUGAGAGUUGAUUGAAAAUUUAUAUAUGUAGGCAUGAAAAAUAUGUUAGGAAACAACCUAAAUAGAGUGAUUGUGAAGAGAUGAAAUAGAGAGAAAGAGAGAGGAGAAUAGAAUAAUAGCAGAAUUUAUUGAUUUUUCAAAAAUUUUAAUGAUAUCUAUUCAAUAGCCUAUUAUAUAUA